Molecule: messenger RNA, 2016 nt
Organism: Mus caroli (Ryukyu mouse)
Lineage: Eukaryota; Metazoa; Chordata; Mammalia; Rodentia; Muridae
Gene: Hirip3
Product: HIRA interacting protein 3
Cellular component (GO): nucleus
Source: RefSeq, a predicted model, not a curated record
ACGAAGCGGCGGCACUGCGCGUGCGCAAACUACUGUCACUCGGGAAAACGGCCCGGAAGAAAAAAAAAAGCGGGAGCAACCAAUCCCUGGUGACGCAAAAUGGCGCCGGGAGAUGAGAUGCGAAAAUUCACUCGCAGCUUCUUUCGAGCUUGCCCCGACCUCAGCUCCGUUACGCACUCCAUCGUGCGACAGAAAUUUUUGAUUCACGUGGGUCGGGAUCAUCUUGAACCUGGGGAGAGGCAGGCGUUGAAGCGGCUGGUGGAGGAGGAGCUGCCGAAAAUGCAGGCGGAUGCUGGUACCAGGGAAGGAAAGCCAGGCUUUAUCAAAGUGAAGAGGUCUCCUGCUCCCUGCAGUAACCCAGAGAAGAAAAGGUUCCGCUUUAAUUCUGAGUCAGAAUCCAGCUCUUCACCAUCCAGUCCAGACGGCUCAGGACCCUCAACAAAGAACAGGACAACCAAGAAGACAUGUCUAAGAAGAGCCUUAAAGAAAGCAGUUGAGAGCACAGAUGAAGACCACCAAACAGACCUGGAUGCAAAGAUGGGAUUGGAGGAGAGCAGUGAGGAGGAAGCAGAGGGCUCUGUUAGAUCAGGUGAGGUCACUGAGGAAGAGGAGGACAUGAGACAAGAAGAGAAGGGCGGGGUUAGAAAGCAAGCCAGGGCCAAAGACAAGCAAGCACCACUCAAGGCAGACAGGACGCAGGUUAGGGAAGCGAGUGGGAGCAGUGAGGGGGAGGCUGGGCUGCAGAGAGCAAAGGUGGAGGGAAGCACAGGUGCUAACUGCCAGGAGGAGAGUGAAGAGAGCGGAGAAGAGAGCCCAGCUAAGAAGAAAGAGCUUAGUGAGCCCAGAUCGAGAAAUAACAGAGCAGGGAGAACAGCCAGGGAGCGGAAGCAGAAAAGCAGGCCUGGGAGGCCAACUGGAGGCUUGCGAGACAGCGAGGCAGAGAAGGAAGGGGGCCCAGUAAGCAGUGGGGACAGCAGUGAGGAGGAAGAAGAGCACUCGGUGAAGAGAAAGAGUAAAGUCAGGACCCAGACCGAGAGCGGGAGGAGGCAGAGCACAAGCAGCGGGGAUGACAGUAACAGCACACAGGAGCAAGCAGCCGCUCAAGGCACUACAAAGUCAGGCAGCCUAGGCAGCAGUAAUGGUGACAGUGACACAGAGAGGGAAGUGAGUGACUCCCAGGCAGGACAAAACACCAAAGAGGAGAGGAAGAGCCGCUCUUCCAACAAGAACUCCAAGACCGGCAAGGCCCGAAGUUGCUCAUCUUCAUCAGAUUCGAGUCCAGAACCCACAGGUCAGAAGAGCAAGGCUCGAAGUUCCUCAUCUUCAUCAGAUUCAGGUCCAGAACCCACAGGUCAGAAGGCUGCCUUUCGCUGUGGAGAGGACCACCCAGCUGUGGCUAGACUGAAGCGUUACAUUCGAGCCUGUGGUGCCCACCGAAACUACAAGAAGCUGCUGGGUUCCUGCAGCUCCCACAAGGAGCGCCUGAGUGUCCUCAGGGCUGAGCUGGAAGCACUGGGCAUGAAGGGUAACCCUUCCUUGGAGAAGUGUCGCGCUCUGAAGCUGCAGCGGGAAGAGGCAGCUGAAGUGGCUGCCUUGGAUGUUGCCAACAUCAUCAGCAGUACAGGCCGGCCACGAAGACGAAAUGCCUGGAACCCUUCAGGGGAAGGAACCCCCCCAGGAGAGAUUUAUCAGCGAACCCUGGACUCUGAAGAGGAGCAGCCGCGCCAAGCACCUCCAGACUGGUCCCAUAUGCGCGAUAUCAUCAGCAGUGAUGGUGACAGCAGCUGAACUGUCAUGUCCAUGGUGGACCUUACCCUGUUAUACAAGAGCUUGGUCAGUGGAAGCAACUUCCAAAGACAGACUACAGUGGUAGGAUCCAAGUUAUUGGCACACUACUCAGUUUCAUGUUCUCUAAGAUGGCUUUGGGGUUCAUGUGCAAGCAUCCUCUCCAGGCAUUUGAGUAGACUGUUGUUUUGUUUUUAAGGACUCAAUAAAAGAAUGUUUGUAAUUACUUUA